Molecule: messenger RNA, 1244 nt
Organism: Danio rerio (zebrafish)
Lineage: Eukaryota; Metazoa; Chordata; Actinopteri; Cypriniformes; Danionidae
Source: RefSeq, a predicted model, not a curated record
CUUACUCUGCUACUGUGUGCGUCUACGAUAAACUCUCAAAACUAAAACUGAAGAGGGAAACAGGGAAGUGAGAAUUUGCAUUAGCAAAAAAAAAAAUCAGCAGUUUUAAGAAAAGGCUUGCUAAAUCAUUCACACACUCAUCUGGACUGACAGUUUAACACACUUCAGUGUGAUUCUGCCAACGCACAUCAACUGCCGAGUUGUCACCUCAGAUAUAACAACAGAGCACUGGUGAACCUGGGAAACUUCUAUCAGUGAACAACGCCACAGAGGAACCCCAACACAAACACAAGAAGUGCAGAAAUAAAAGCAGAACAUGAACAGCACUGAUUUCUUCAACAUCUCCCCAACUACAUAUUGGGAUUAUAAUUCUGGAUGUGGUCAUUAUUAUUAUCCAUAUCCUGAUUUUGAUCCCCCUUAUGAUACUUAUCAUUAUACGUAUUUCAAUGAAAUCCUCCUCUCCAUCUUCGGCAUCGUGGCUGUGUGUGCGGGGCUGCCGUGUCUGAUUUGGGCUUUUUAUUCUGUGCACCUUCAGAGAAAAGCAAGUGGUCGGAUCUCAGCCUUCAUCAUCCUCCUCCUCCUAAAUGACCUGCUGCAACUGCUCCUCUAUCCAUACAUAGUGUCACAACUACUGUCUUUUGUUCAUUCUUUUCACCCCCACUUGAUAACGAUUGUAUCUGCUUGUGUGAAGACCACUGGCCUUCACAUGCAGGCGCUUGUGGCUCUGGAGGCGGCUCUGACUGUGAAAUAUCCAAGGAUUUCUGCUCGCAUGUGCUCAUGGCCUUGCUACAUCAUGAUCUCCAUCAUCAUACUUCUUAUUCCUGUCAUAUUUUUUUUUGGAAUAGUUUUAGGCCAUUCAUCUGGUGAAGUGUAUCUGUAUCUCACAUUUGGCUCAUUUCUGCUACCUGCAUGUUCAUUGGUUGCCACAGGUAUAAUCAUCUACAAAGCCCCGCUCACCUACACUUACUCCAGACCAGGUGCAGCGGUGUUUGCUGUAUCUUUGGUUACAUUACUUGUGCUCUAUUUACCAAGUGUGGUGCUCCUCAUUGUGAAGCUCCACUAUCACAUAUCAGAUUCUUGGAUGACAAUGACGUUAUGUUUGGUAAGCUUUACAGUGAUUUCCGAGCCUCUGCUGUGUGUGCUGGUCUGCAGACAGAAUCUCAGUGCUCAGACAAAACAGGCACCCAUAGAGCUCAACUCUGAGCACUCUGAAUUCGACAUCUGGCAGGAGUAAUUUGAAACAU